Messenger RNA from Lithohypha guttulata, 405 nucleotides. RefSeq lists its product as uncharacterized. The transcript has a single exon. The record is from RefSeq and is a predicted model, not a curated record. Lineage: Eukaryota; Fungi; Ascomycota; Eurotiomycetes; Chaetothyriales; Trichomeriaceae. Bases 1 to 405 code for a protein of 134 amino acids.
AUGUUCUGUAAAGUGGUACUACGAAGAGGACGAGCCGAGUCGGCUAGAGCUGAAGCUCACAGAUGGACGGGUACAAAUUCUCCAGGAAAGACGCCCUUCAAGUUUGAAAAGAGGGAGAUGAUGACGAGAAUGUGGCCGAAUCUCGAAAAUGCGCUCGAGACUUUGCGUGGCCAAUCAGACAAAAGUUUGCUAAUACUUGAAGCUGUUGUUGGUGAGCGACCAAGCAAAGUUACCGACAUCUGGGAUGUCAAGUGGUGGGAUCUAAAGCACCGAGUUAUUGGGCUGAGACUUAAAAGCAUGGACGAAGCUGGAUUGUUCUACUGUGAAAGAGAGGAGUGUGACGAUGAAGAUGAUCUGGAGAUGUACGUUCAUACGUACGAGGACGUAUUACUCCUUUCGAAGUAA